AUGUAUAUCGAGGUGUCUCGCGGUCGUUGUCAAGAAAGCGCUACGGCAGUCAGCGAGGCCGUAGCUGGAAUGGAGAACAAUCGGUCGCUGUUCGCGGACAUUAGUGAUCGAUGCUUAGAAGCGCUGACCGUGCUGCUGAUUCAGAUCGCCGAGGAGGAGAACUUGUUCAAUUUUAACUCUAUCCUGAGCAGCGAAGGCUUGCAGCAGAUCGCCGGCUGGUUGCCACGGACCAAGUCUGAACUGCUGACCAUCGACACGAUGACCGAAGCAAAAGUGGCUAAGUACGGUGUCCGGAUCAUGCAGGUGUUGGAACCGUUUUGGGAGGAAAUGGAUCGUAGGGAAUCAGAUAGGAUGAAAGACGAAUUAAAGACUUUGGAGAAAGGCUUAAGGACGUCGGCGUCGUCUGCGGCGUCUAGAUUCGUUUCACAGACUUCACAUUUUCCGGCCGAGUUUGCGUCUCAAAUGGAGAGCUACGAUGGCUUCGGCACGUGUUGCGAAUGCCUCCAGAAAGGAAGGCUAAACGACUGUUUCUUGCUAAUCCGACCGGAAAAAGGCCCAGGGGACGGCCAAGAUUAA
Soboliphyme baturini is the source of this 576-nucleotide messenger RNA. Lineage: Eukaryota; Metazoa; Nematoda; Enoplea; Dioctophymatida; Soboliphymatidae. The record is from the annotation of a GenBank genome assembly.